AUGGCAAAAACACUCGUGCUUCUUCUUCUCUUGGUUCUGAUCCUUUUGGCCUCAAAACCUGCAAAAUCUCAGCGUGACGAGCUCUUCUAUGAUGGUUUUGAUGGUGCUGCCACCAACGUAACCUUAAACGGAGGUGCAGUGAUUGAGCACAAGGGCAUAAUUCGCUUAACAAACGACACUCUCAGGGUAAUUGGGCAUGCGUUUCAUUCAACCCCAAUCAAGUUCAAGAACUCUUCCACAGACACCAAAGUUUUCUCCUUUUCCACUGCUUUUGCUUUUGCAAUAAACCCCCAGUACCCAAAACUCGGUGGCCAUGGCUUUGCCUUCACCAUUUCUCGCUCCAAAGUGCUUCCAGGUGCGUAUCCUAGCCAGUACAUGGGACUCCUCAACCCAAACAACAUAGGGAACAUGUCAAACCACUUGUUCGCAGUGGAAUUCGACACUGUUCAAGACUUCGAAUUUGUUGACAUCAAUGACAACCACGUUGGUAUCAACCUGAACAACAUGGUAUCCAACAAAUCGGUUGAAGCCACUUUUUUCAUUGACGGUUCAAAGAAUAAUAAGCAAGACCUCAAUUUGAAGAGUGGCAAGGUGAUUCAAGCAUGGGUUGACUACGAUUCCACUAUGAAUCAAUUGGAAGUUAGACUCUCCCCAACUUCAACAAAACCCAGUUCCCCAAUCUUGUCUUACCAAGUGGAUCUCUCACCAAUUCUCCAAGACUCUAUGUAUGUUGGGUUUUCUUCUUCAACAGGGUUGCUCAAGAGCUGGCACUAUAUCUUGGGUUGGAGCUUCAAGAUCAAUGGAGAGGCAAAAACCCUGUCUUUGGAAACACUCCCUUCACUCUCUUCACCCAACAACACUAAAAAGGCCUUAAUUUUAGGACUCUCUCUUUCUGCUGCGAUUGUAACACUUGCGGCAAUUGGGUUAGCAUUGUUUUAUCUGAUCAGAAAGAUGAAAAAUGCUGAUGUGAUUGAAGCUUGGGAAUUAAAUGUUGGUCCCCAUAGAUUUCCAUAUAAAGAACUAAAGCAAGCCACAAGAGGGUUCAAGGACAAAAACCUAAUCGGGUUUGGUGGGUUUGGUCGAGUUUACAAAGGGGUUAUCCCAAAAACCAACACCGAAAUCGCAGUGAAACGAAUCUCCCACGAAUCAAAACAAGGGUGGCAAGAGUUUGUGUCGGAAAUCGCAACCAUAGGUAGGCUUCGACACAGGAACCUAGUACAGUUACUAGGUUGGUGUCGAAGGCGUAACGAUCUACUAUUAGUCUACGAUUUCAUGCAAAAUGGUAGCUUGGACAAGCACCUAUUCGAUGAAGCAAGAGAAAUAUUGAGGUGGGAACAAAGGUUCAAGAUCAUAAAGGGUGUGGCUUUAGGGCUUGUGUAUUUACACGAAGAAUGGGAACAAACGGUGAUUCACAGAGACGUUAAAGCUGGGAAUGUUCUGUUAGAUGCAGAGAUGAAUGGGAGGCUCGGUGAUUUCGGUUUGGCGAAGCUAUACGAGCAUGGUUCGAACCCAACAACGACAAGGGUUGUUGGAACAUUGGGUUAUCUUGCACCUGAGUUAACGAAAACAGGGAAACCUACGACAAGUUCUGAUGUGUUUGCGUUUGGUGCUGUGUUGCUUGAAGUGGUGUGUGGGAGGAGGCCCAUUGAGCCCAAGGCGUUGCCGGAGGAGCUUGUUUUGGUGGAUUGGGUGUGGGAACGGUGGCGCGUGGGGGCGGUGUUGGGGGUGGUGGACAACAAGUUGGGUGGGGUGUUUGAUGAGGUGGAGGCGUUGUUGGUGCUCAAGUUGGGUUUGUUGUGUUCCAAUGAGUCGCCGGAAAAGAGACCUAGUAUGAGGCAGGUGGUGAGGUACUUGGACGGCGAGGUGGAGCUGCCGGCGGUGGAGGACGUGUUUGAUGGGAAAAAGGUUGGUGGUGUAGCCACCGUUGUUGUUGGUGGUGUUGAGGAUUUUGUGCAUUCGUAUCCAACGUCGUCGAUUUUUGAUAGGGCGAAUACGUGGUCGUCAGCCGGUGAUGACGUGGAGGGUGGCUCCGCUUCCUCUCUUUCACUUUCCGGUGGUCGGUAG
Messenger RNA from Gastrolobium bilobum, 2064 nucleotides. RefSeq names its product L-type lectin-domain containing receptor kinase S.4-like. The transcript has a single exon. Gene Ontology annotation, molecular function: protein kinase activity; carbohydrate binding; ATP binding. Gene Ontology annotation, cellular component: plasma membrane. Gene Ontology annotation, biological process: protein phosphorylation. Bases 1 to 2064 code for a protein of 687 amino acids. NCBI's taxonomy places the organism in Eukaryota, Viridiplantae, Streptophyta, Magnoliopsida, Fabales, Fabaceae. The record is from RefSeq and is a predicted model, not a curated record.